Molecule: messenger RNA, 363 nt
Organism: Lactuca saligna
Lineage: Eukaryota; Viridiplantae; Streptophyta; Magnoliopsida; Asterales; Asteraceae
Source: the annotation of a GenBank genome assembly
AUGUUUUGGGAUCCAUGCGAUCAAAAUUUCCCUGGUGCUCCAACAUUUUUGCCAGUUGUGCAAUUUGCGGAGCAGCAUCCUGGUGGGCUUGGAGUUCCUGCUGUUGGCAUGGCGUUACCUAUUUUGGCUGGUGCUGCUGGGGCUUUUGGCUGCUUCACCUUAUAUCACAAUGGAUGGUGCUUAUCAUGCUAUGCCAUCUGGCCAGACCUCUGCAUUGCCUCCUACAAGCUAUCAUGGCAACCUUCAACAGUAGUUUUGGACAGGCACCUUCUUGCAAAAGAUAUCACGUACGUGUUCUUCUGCUGCUAUUGUGGAUUCGGGAACAUCCAUGCUUACUGGUCCAACUGUAUGUAUCUCACGUGA